This is a messenger RNA of Cavia porcellus (domestic guinea pig), 3904 nucleotides long. It is a transcript of the gene Hace1, whose product is annotated as HECT domain and ankyrin repeat containing E3 ubiquitin protein ligase 1. The transcript is spliced from 24 exons. The coding region runs from base 265 to 3090 and encodes 941 amino acids. The record is from RefSeq and is a predicted model, not a curated record. Gene Ontology annotation, biological process: Golgi organization; membrane fusion; protein polyubiquitination. NCBI's taxonomy places the organism in Eukaryota, Metazoa, Chordata, Mammalia, Rodentia, Caviidae. Gene Ontology annotation, molecular function: ubiquitin protein ligase activity; protein binding. Gene Ontology annotation, cellular component: cytoplasm; nucleus; Golgi membrane.
GCUGUGCGAGCCCAGGAGGGAAGCAGUAGCCGCGGCAGGAAAGGCGCGAGUGGAGGCGUCGGCCGUGGGUGCCCGUGUCUCGGAGCCGUGUCCCGCAGCCGCCGAGCGCUCUGCUGAGAGGACGCGGCCUGCAGUAGCUGUCGCAGCCUUGGGUGCCCACCGGGACGAACCCCCUCCCACGCCCGGUGCCGGGCCUGAGGCGGGAUGUAGGGCGCUGGGCGCGGAGGCCGCGGUGCGCGGGGCAUCGCGGGGGGCGCGCCGAGGAUGGAGAGAGCGAUGGAGCAGCUGAACCGCCUCACGCGCUCGCUCCGCCGCGCGCGCACUGUGGAGUUGCCCGAGGAUAAUGAAACUGCUGUUUAUACAUUAAUGCCAAUGGUUAUGGCUGAUCAACACAGGUCUGUUUCUGAACUACUUUCAAAUUCAAAAUUCGAUGUCAAUUAUGCAUUUGGACGCGUGAAAAGAAGCUUGCUUCACAUUGCAGCAAAUUGUGGAUCAGUGGAAUGCUUGGUUCUGCUGCUAAAGAAAGGAGCGAAUCCUAACUAUCAAGAUAUUUCAGGCUGUACACCCCUUCAUUUGGCAGCUAGAAAUGGACAGAAGAAAUGCAUGAGUAAAUUACUAGAGUACGGUGCUGAUGUCAACAUUUGUAAUAAUGAAGGCCUUACAGCAAUUCACUGGCUAGCUGUGAAUGGGCGGACAGAGCUGCUCCACGACCUCGUGCAGCACGUCAGUGACGUUGAUGUGGAGGACGCGAUGGGACAGACGGCACUGCACGUGGCCUGCCAGAACGGCCACCGGACGACUGUGCAGUGCUUGCUAGACAGCGGUGCCGAUAUCAACAGGCCAAAUGUAUCAGGAGCCACCCCACUGUACUUUGCUUGCAGUCAUGGUCAGAGAGAUACAGCACAGAUUCUUCUCUUACGAGGAGCCAAAUAUUUGCCAGAUAAAAAUGGAGUAACUCCUUUGGAUUUAUGUGUGCAGGGUGGAUAUGGAGAGACUUGUGAAGUAUUAAUUCAGUAUCACCCUAGGCUUUUCCAGACUAUUAUUCAAAUGACACAGAAUGAAGACCUCCGAGAAAACAUGUUACGGCAAGUUCUGGAGCAUUUGUCUCAGCAGAGUGAAAGCCAGUAUCUAAAGAUUCUGACCAGUCUUGCUGAAGUCGCCACAACUAAUGGCCAUAAACUGCUGAGCCUGUCCAGCAAUUACGAUGCACAGAUGAAGAGCCUUUUAAGGAUUAUAAGGAUAUUUUGUCACGUGUUUCGCAUUGGUCCUUCCUCCCCCAGUAAUGGCAUUGAUAUGGGCUACAAUGGAAAUAAAACUCCAAGAAGCCAGGUGUUCAAGGUCAGAAAAGUAUAUGAUAUUGUUAGGAAGAUAGACGUAAAAGAGAUGAAUUUGACAAAGCAUGCAUUCAUUAAUCAGAAACCUCAGGAACAGGAGCCUCUGGAGUUGCUUUGGCACUCAUUAGAUGAAUGGCUCGUUUUAAUAGCUACAGAAUUGAUGAAAAACAAGGAGGACUCCACGGAUAUCACUUCUAUUUUACUGAAACAACAAGGCCAAGAUCAGGACGCCACUUCCAUCCCAGCCUUUGAGCCUCCAGGAGCUGGGAGCUGUGAGCGUCUCUCGACGGGCACAGGGGAAUCUGGACCGGACGCUCUCGCGGGGAAGCAGGAGGCUGGCGCAGACUGUCAGGAUGUUAUCUCCAUGACGGCCAACCGGCUCAGCGCUGUCAUCCAGGCCUUUUACAUGUGCUGCUCCUGUCAGAUGCCUCCAGGAAUGACCUCACCUCGUUUCAUUGAAUUUGUCUGCAAACACGAUGAAGUUUUAAAAUGCUUUGUUAACAGAAAUCCCAAAAUCAUAUUUGACCACUUUCACUUUCUCCUUGAAUGUCCUGAGUUGAUGUCAAGAUUUAUGCAUAUCAUAAAAGCACAGCCAUUCAAAGAUCGUUGCGAAUGGUUCUAUGAACAUCUGCAUUCCGGACAGCCAGAUUCAGACAUGGUGCACAGGCCAGUGAGUGAAAGUGACAUUCUGCUGGUUCACAGAGAUUCUAUUUUUAGGAGUAGCUGUGAAGUUGUGUCAAAAGCAAAUUGUGCAAAGCUAAAGCAAGGGAUUGCUGUACGGUUUCACGGAGAAGAAGGCAUGGGUCAAGGUGUUGUGCGUGAGUGGUUUGAUAUUCUGUCAAAUGAGAUAAUUAAUCCUGAUUAUGCACUGUUUACCCAGUCAGCUGAUGGAACAACUUUCCAGCCUAAUAGCAACUCCUAUGUAAAUCCUGAUCACUUGAACUAUUUCCGGUUUGCUGGACAAAUCUUGGGAUUAGCUUUGAACCAUAGGCAGCUGGUCAAUAUUUAUUUCACACGAUCAUUCUACAAGCACAUUCUCGGUAUUCCUGUAAAUUAUCAGGAUGUUGCAUCCAUUGAUCCAGAGUAUGCCAAAAAUUUGCAGUGGAUUUUAGAUAAUGAUAUUAGUGAUCUGGGUCUGGAGCUGACCUUUUCUGUCGAGACUGAUGUGUUUGGAGCCAUGGAAGAGGUUCCUUUGAAACCUGGAGGCGGAAGUAUUCUUGUGACACAAAGUAACAAAGCGGAAUAUGUCCAGCUUGUUACUGAACUUCGAAUGACCAGAGCCAUCCAGCCGCAGAUCAACGCUUUCUUACAAGGCUUUCACAUGUUCAUCCCUCCUUCGCUCAUACAGCUUUUUGAUGAAUACGAGUUGGAGCUGCUGCUUUCUGGCAUGCCAGAAAUUGAUGUGAGCGAUUGGAUAAAAAACACAGAAUACACAAGUGGCUAUGAAAGAGAAGAUCCUGUUAUUCAGUGGUUCUGGGAAGUUGUGGAAGACAUCACUCAGGAAGAGAGAGUUCUUCUCCUGCAAUUUGUUACUGGCAGUUCCAGGGUCCCACAUGGUGGUUUUGCUAAUAUCAUGGGUGGCAGUGGAUUGCAAAACUUCACGAUUGCUGCUGUGCCAUACACCCCAAAUCUGCUGCCAACUUCAAGCACGUGCAUCAACAUGCUCAAGUUGCCUGAGUACCCAAGUAAAGAAAUACUAAAGGACAGGCUCCUUGUGGCACUACAUUGUGGCAGCUACGGUUACACGAUGGCGUGAUGCAGUGGAAGACUCCUCCGACUGCGGACUCACAGUUCAGAGGGGCAGAAGCAAUUUAGGAGACGGCGACCGAAAAGUAGCCUCCGUGCAACCCACAGGCAGAGCUGACGUUUACAUGCAUAAAGGACCAGCUUUCCUGUGUUUCUCUCUUUCCCUUUUAUGCUCUGUGAUACGACUAGAAAAUAGAAAACGACUGCAGACGUUUUUAAAAACUGCAAGGUGAAAAUAGUAUGAAGUGUCCUUUUCAUGUUCCAUCCAAGGUUGUGUUAGGGCCAAAGUCUUACUCUACGUUCCACCUCUGAGGUAGCUGCCUUGUUAAAAUGUAUUUUCCUCUUUAUUUUGCUGUGUAUGUGGACAUCCCCAGCUGGUAUGUUCUGCUGCAUGUGAAGUGCGGUUUAUAUUUGGAAAACAAUUGUAAAGAAUGAAUUAAUUUAGAUUGUGUAUAAAGCCACAGAUAUGUAUUUUCCCAUAUUGUAUGUAUAUUGCAAUGAUUUUCUAGGUUUUUAGUACUUUAAUGUAUAAUGUAAAAUUUAGACCGAUGUGACUAAGAAACUGCUGAUACAAUGACAUGUAAUUUAUAUAUUAAACCUUACAUGGAUUGGCAUCUGUCAGUGGUCAGUUUCUAUAUGUAUGUAUUACGGUUUUUCUUACGCUUUAUUUCAAUUUAAAGGUAUACUUUACCAUAUUUUUAUUACAGUCAUCUGUGUGUCCUGGUAACAUUUGAGGAAGCAAUCUGAUUUACAGAUUACAAUUUAUGUAAUGUUUUACUUCUUAAAAUUGCUUUUUGUGAUUAAAUGUUAUGUACAAGUGAUAA